Molecule: messenger RNA, 150 nt
Organism: Racocetra persica
Lineage: Eukaryota; Fungi; Glomeromycota; Glomeromycetes; Diversisporales; Gigasporaceae
Source: the annotation of a GenBank genome assembly
GACCCCCAUGCCACUAUCAAAGAACUUGUUAACCUUGUCAGCAUCUUCCAAGAUGUUAUUACCAAUAUACUUACUAAGGAAUUGGGCAUGGUGAAAAUGUGUGCAAAAUGGAUUCCACAUAUCCUUACUGAUGAACAAAAAAAAAAACAG